GAAUUUGAAAAAUCAAGGGUCAUUUAUUCUUCUUUCCAUAGAUUUUCUCUUCAGAUCUCCUCCACACGCGAAGAAAGAACCCCUCUAAAUCUGAUUCGUUUUUUUUCUCUUAGUGUUCUUGAUGAACCUCAAAAAAAAACCACCGCAAAACCGUGUACUCAGAAGACUAUGGGCCCCUCGCCCUUUGAGAUUUGCAAUGGGGCCACUUUUGGGCCCCACUAGGUAAAGGGCUGUGAGUAACACGGUUUUGUUUUUUUUCUCGGUUCAAGCAGAAUUUUCCUUGUUUUCUUCCUUUAAACCUUUGAAACGUACCACAAAACUAACCAAACAACGAGGGCGUUUUUUUGUUUUCAGAAACCUACCGAUUUCUAAUUUUAACCUUCUCUUUGAAUCCGCUCUUACAUUCACAAUUACAGUAUUCAACCCGUAGGAAGAACAACACUGUGAUUCUGAAGCUGAUUCGAGCUUACACAAAUAAAGCCGGAUUAACCUAGCUUCAAAUCAUUUCCAAUUGCAUUCAGAAUCACCAGUGUGUAGCUGAUUUCUUUUAUGCAGCAAACAAACAAUUUGCUGUCAUAACUGUUACAGGUGAACCGGAUCAGAGUGACAAAUAAAGCAUUACAUCUCAAGGUUUUUUGUCUCCAGAAUUUGGUUCAGUGCCGUUGAAGAGGGGUUCUGUUAUACUAUCUUAUCAAUUUCUAUCUGCUACUUUUGCUUACAUAUACUUCUAAAGGAUUAUUAUGGUGGGUUUUAGAAAUAGAUACUUGGUAAUGGAGGUAUUCUUGGAUCCAAGUAAAGACCUCGGCAAGGAGGAUCCUAUUAUAAUUAGCCAGUUUAAUAUAUUAAAAGCAAUUAAAGACAGCAUUCUUGUAAACUUCGGAGAAUGUGGUUUAUCCGCUUCUCUUGGAUCAUUACAGGUUAAGUAUGUAAACCCCAUAACAAAAGUGUGUAUAAUAAGAGCUGCAAGAGAAGAACACCAGAAAGUUUGGUCGUCAAUCACAAUGAUCAGGAGUAUCGGAAACUGUCCAGUGAUAUUCAGCUUAUUGGACUUGAGUGGAAGUAUCAAGGCAUGUAAAGCUGCAGCCUUAAAGUAUGAUGAAGCAAAAUUUGAACAGUACAAACAAGUGAUGGGAGAUCGACUCACACCUGACAUUAGUCAACAGAUGUAUAAUUUUCUUGCAAAAAUUCAACUAUUGGAGCACUGAGCAAACCUUUAGAGACGGCUCUUGCUUCCUAGAAUUGAUUCUAGGAAUGAGAAGCUACAGAAAAGAGAAACUGUAAACCAGGGUAUCCAAAUUUCAUUUUUGUUGAACAAGCCUUUCCUGCUUGUAAAUUAAAUUUCUUCACUUUGGAAUGACACCGAGAUUAGUACUUUAAUUCAAGUUUACAAGUUUGCUACA
This is a messenger RNA of Papaver somniferum (opium poppy), 1400 nucleotides long. RefSeq names its product probable ribonuclease P/MRP protein subunit POP5. The transcript is spliced from 5 exons. Gene Ontology annotation, molecular function: ribonuclease P RNA binding. Gene Ontology annotation, cellular component: ribonuclease P complex. Gene Ontology annotation, biological process: tRNA 5'-leader removal. The record is from RefSeq and is a predicted model, not a curated record. NCBI's taxonomy places the organism in Eukaryota, Viridiplantae, Streptophyta, Magnoliopsida, Ranunculales, Papaveraceae. Bases 741 to 1205 code for a protein of 154 amino acids.